UUUCGGUCCCCCACCACCCCCGGCUUCUCAGCUUCUUCUCACAAGUUGGCGACUGCCGAAGCUUUAGCCUUCUCUCUAACCUCCCUUUGCUAACACCUGCACCCCUCCCCCCACCUGCUGCCCGAGGUGACUGGUGGCCCCUUCUUCCCCUGCACCUGCCCAAGUACCACAGGACAGGUAAGAGGCUGAAAACUCCAAGAGAAGAGAUCUACAACUCUAGCUGGAUCUUCAGCCCUACUGCUGCUGCCAGGGGCUGCUAUAUCCAGGACAAAAGUAGGGAGAUGCUAGGGAGCUGUUGAAGACUUUCUUUCCUACAAUGGUUGACAGCACCAAGUAUGAAGUGGCAGCCCAGCACGAUGAAGAUGUGCCCUCCUUGUCCAAGGAGUCCAAGUCAGGACCCGAACAGAUAAAAUUGAAGAAGGAGAUCUCCCUGCUCAAUGGCGUGUGCCUGAUUGUGGGGAACAUGAUUGGCUCUGGUAUCUUUGUUUCACCCAAAGGUGUACUCAUGUAUAGCUCUUCCUUUGGUCUCUCUCUCGUUAUCUGGGCUGUUGGGGGCCUCUUCUCUGUUUUUGGAGCCCUUUGCUAUGCUGAGCUGGGGACUACCAUCAAGAAGUCUGGGGCUAGCUAUGCCUAUAUCCUCGAGGCCUUCGGGAGCUUGUUGGCCUUCAUCCGACUCUGGACUUCCCUCUUUAUCAUUGAGCCCACCAGCCAGGCCAUCAUUGCUAUCACCUUUGCCAACUAUUUGGUACAACCGAUCUUCCCCAGCUGUUUUGCUCCGUAUGUUGCUGGACGUCUGAUUGCAGCUGCCUGUAUCUGUCUCUUAACCUUCAUUAACUGUGCUUAUGUCAAGUGGGGAACAAUGGUACAGGACAUUUUCACCUAUGCUAAAGUACUGGCUCUGAUUGCAGUCAUCAUUGCUGGCAUUGUCAAAAUAGGCCAGGGACAUGCAACUAACCUUGAGAAUUCAUUUGAGGGGUCUUCGUUUUCGAUGGGAAAUAUUGCUUUGGCACUGUAUUCUGCUCUUUUUUCCUACUCGGGCUGGGACACUCUCAACUAUGUCACUGAGGAGAUCAAGAAUCCUGAAAGGAACUUGCCCCUCUCCAUUGGCAUUUCUAUGCCCAUCGUCACCAUUAUCUACAUUUUGACCAAUGUGGCCUAUUACACUGUGCUGAGCAUGAAGGACAUCAUGGACAGUGAUGCUGUUGCUGUGACUUUUGCUGACAGAAUUUUUGGAGUGUUCAACUGGACAAUUCCCUUGGCUGUUGCCUUAUCCUGUUUUGGGGGUCUCAAUGCUUCCAUCGUGGCUGCUUCCCGGCUCUUUUUUGUGGGCUCACGAGAAGGCCACCUCCCUGAUGCUAUCUGCAUGAUUCAUGUUGAAAGGUUUACUCCAGUGCCAUCUCUGCUGUUCAAUGGAGCCAUGGCACUCGUCUACUUGUGUGUGGAGGACAUCUUCCAGCUCAUCAACUACUACAGCUUCAGCUACUGGUUCUUUGUGGGUCUCUCCAUCGUGGGGCAGCUUUACUUACGCUGGAAGGAACCUGACCGAUACCGACCCCUCAAGCUCAGUUUGGUCUUCCCCAUCAUCUUCUGCCUUUGUACCAUCUUCCUGGUGGCUGUCCCUCUUUACAGUGAUACUAUCAACUCCCUUAUUGGCAUUGGCAUUGCCCUCUCAGGCCUGCCCUUUUACUUCUUCUUCGUCAGAAUGCCGGAACACAAACGGCCAUACUGCCUCCGAAGGACUGUGGCACUGGCCACAAAAUACAUCCAAGUCCUGUGCAUGUCAGUUGCCACAGAGAUGGAUUUGGAAGAUAUGGGAGAGACACCUAAGCAACAGGACCCCAAGUCCAACUAAUCAACAACCUGACUUCUCCCCAAUGAGACAUUAAGGGCAGGGAAUUUCCUUUUCCUACCUUCCAGGGCCAGAGGGAUAGGAUCCUUUCUUGAAGACAACCUACCAAGUCCAGACCUGGCUUUGGGACAGCUUAGGAAACUUGAACUUAUUCUUUAAGAGAAGUUGAAUUCUUUAAGAGAAGUUGAGAAUAAUUUAUUUUUUUUGUUACUUCUAGUUCCAGGUUUUUAAAUGGAAGGUUGGGGGUGGGAAGAAGCAUGCCUUGGGCUUGGUUUCUCUAUUAGCAGGUCCUCAGGAGGAUGAGGAGGAGGAGCAGGGACAGGUGCCCAGAAUACUAACUAGCUGAAUUCUGCACCACCUUCCCAUCCCUCUUUCCCAUCGGAGGCUUAGCAAUGCUCCUGGCCUCCUAUCUGCAUCAGGGAGGAACCUACUAAAGGGGCAAAGGGCACUUGUAGGAUCUUCUUGGAUAACAAUAAAAGAGAUGACAGUGGCCUCUUUAUUUGCACUGUCAGGUUUUC
This is a messenger RNA of Phascolarctos cinereus (koala), 2367 nucleotides long. RefSeq names its product solute carrier family 7 member 7 (gene SLC7A7). Gene Ontology annotation, molecular function: L-amino acid transmembrane transporter activity; basic amino acid transmembrane transporter activity. Gene Ontology annotation, biological process: amino acid transmembrane transport. Gene Ontology annotation, cellular component: membrane. Lineage: Eukaryota; Metazoa; Chordata; Mammalia; Diprotodontia; Phascolarctidae. The record is from RefSeq and is a predicted model, not a curated record.